CAAUAAAAUUUUCAGUCAGCUUUGAGACGCAGCAGCCACAGCAGCAGCAGCAGCAGCCGCUGCAGGAUUUAGCGGUCGGUUCAACCAGGAACAGCAGGAGUAGAGAAUUUUCGCGUCAGGAUGCGAAGUCGCACGGAACUGGUGACCACCACUUUCGAGGAGAGCGACGAGGAUGACUUCAGUCCGGACGAUUCUGACUCCGAGGAGGACUGGCGACCCACCAAGAAACGUCCGUCCAAGCCAUCUGGCUCCGAUGGCGGCAGGAAGCGGAAAUCGGCGGCAGCCACUGCCUCGAAGGCCAAGCGCCGGAUGGCCAAGGUGAGCGACGAGGAGUCCGACGAAGAGGAUGACCUAGAAACCGAUCCCAGCGACGACGACUUUGACUUCCCGUCGGCCAGCACUUCGAAGCGACCACAGAGUCUGCCGCCCAAGAAGCAAUUUGUUAAGUUAAGCCAACUGGAUUUGCUGGUAAAAAAGUCUGAUCUUAUGGAAAACGACUGGCUGAAGAACAAUCGCUUGUGUCUGUGGCGCAAGGAUGAACAGACGAAUCUGCUCCAGAAGUAUCUGCGGGUCAAGUCGGCUGCCGAGGAGGAGGAGCUGCUCUUCACCUCCAGUUCUGUAUAUUCCAGUUGGGAUGAUCAGCAGACGAGCGACUUCAUAGAGGUCAAAGUCAACUGCUUGGAUCCCAACAACAGACGCAUUAAACUGCACGAUCUGGAGGCGGUUAAGAAAAUCUCCGUGGAACUACAAUCAGAGCGAAAUAAGAAAGCGACAUCGGACAGAGAAGACACUUCGGAGGCGGAGGAGGAUAAGCCAAAUGAAGCUGAUUCUUAAAAAAACUACUAAUUAUACACGGAACUAACAUUUUCAUUAGUAUUUACAACUAGUUGGCCAAGUUAGCGUUAAACAACAAAUUUCCUUACAACAGCUAUGUGAAAACCACUUUAAAUUUAAUUUAGAAAAUUAAAGAAACUAAGAAAAAAGAAAAUCAAAAGGAAAAACAUUUGAGAAUAUCAAAUUAAAA
Messenger RNA from Drosophila simulans, 1024 nucleotides. RefSeq lists its product as uncharacterized. Bases 121 to 834 code for a protein of 237 amino acids. The transcript has 2 exons. NCBI's taxonomy places the organism in Eukaryota, Metazoa, Arthropoda, Insecta, Diptera, Drosophilidae. The record is from RefSeq and is a predicted model, not a curated record.